AUGGGUGACCACAAACUCUUGGAUACAACACAAAUUGUAAAUGGAAUAGCUGUGCUAUUGUCAUUCUUUGUGGGCUAUAAAUAUGCUCUAAAAAGGCAAGAAUUAAAAGAGCAGACGGACAACAAUUCAAAGAAAACUGAUGAGGCCAAAGGAGCUGUGGGUGGUGGUGGCAGUACAAAUGUGUCGGCCAAGCUCUUUGCUAGCUUUAGCCACAACUACAAAAUGGUGCUGCUCGUACGCAAUGAUUUAAAAAUGGGCAAGGGUAAAAUUGCCGCCCAGUGUGGACAUGGUGCGGUUGGUGCAUAUCAAAAGGCUGUACAUCGUACACCAAGUUUGGUUAGAGCCUGGGAGAAUACCGGUUGUGCCAAGGUUGCCCUUAAAGUAGAAAGUGAAGCUGAAAUGAUGGCCCUAAAGCGGGCGGCAGAGGCCAAGGGUCUCAACACCUGUUUGAUUCGUGAUGCUGGUCGCACACAAAUCGAACCGAAUUCUAAGACUGUUUUGGCUAUUGGACCAGCCGCUGUUGAGGCUAUUGAUCAAGUUACUGGUCAUUUGAAAUUACUUUGAAGUUAU
Musca vetustissima is the source of this 570-nucleotide messenger RNA. RefSeq names its product probable peptidyl-tRNA hydrolase 2. NCBI's taxonomy places the organism in Eukaryota, Metazoa, Arthropoda, Insecta, Diptera, Muscidae. Gene Ontology annotation, cellular component: cytosol; mitochondrion. Bases 1 to 564 code for a protein of 187 amino acids. Gene Ontology annotation, molecular function: peptidyl-tRNA hydrolase activity. The transcript has 2 exons. The record is from RefSeq and is a predicted model, not a curated record.